AUGAGUACGGAACGACGUCUUUCACGGAGUUUCCACUCCUGUUUGAAGGGGUCGUCCACUGAGGAAGCUGCGGAUGAAGAAGAGAGUUGUUACCACUCUCUGGGAGGACGGCACACACUCAGCAGAUAUCCUCAGGUGUAUGUAGAGGAUCUGUCAAACGUCACAUUAGCCGACUUCGAGUCAGAUGAUUUAGAUGUAUUUGAUAUAGGAAUGAUAUAG
Molecule: messenger RNA, 219 nt
Organism: Pieris macdunnoughi
Lineage: Eukaryota; Metazoa; Arthropoda; Insecta; Lepidoptera; Pieridae
Source: the annotation of a GenBank genome assembly